Mesitornis unicolor (brown roatelo) is the source of this 2592-nucleotide messenger RNA. It is a transcript of the gene INCENP, whose product is annotated as inner centromere protein antigens 135/155kDa. The record is from RefSeq and is a predicted model, not a curated record. Gene Ontology annotation, biological process: mitotic cytokinesis; positive regulation of protein serine/threonine kinase activity; metaphase chromosome alignment. NCBI's taxonomy places the organism in Eukaryota, Metazoa, Chordata, Aves, Mesitornithiformes, Mesitornithidae. Gene Ontology annotation, cellular component: nucleus; meiotic spindle midzone; kinetochore. Gene Ontology annotation, molecular function: protein serine/threonine kinase activator activity. The transcript is spliced from 18 exons.
AUGGCGGAGGUUGACGGUCCCACGCAGCUGCUGGAGGUGUGCGGGAAGAGGCUCUGCCGCUUCCUCCACGAUGCCGAGCACAAACACUUGGCCUGGCUGCGGGAGGUGGAGGAGCAGGGCAUGAGGAUGCUAGAUAGCAACUUCGGGGCUGAACCCGAAUUAAUGCCCAAAACGCCAUCACAGAGGAGGCGUCCCAAGAAAAGGCAGUCCUCCUGCCUGAAAGAUGAAACCAAGGAGCUAAACAGGAGGAGGUUGUCCAGAAGGAGAAGCAACAUCAAGCCAAGUUCCCAAAGGCACCACAGCAAAGAGCAAACCCAGCACCCUGACCAUCAGGGGGAGGAGGUAUCUGUGUUCGACUGUGCUGUGGGGUCUCAGGCCAGCGCUAAAGCCGAGCUCCCAGUGCUGACUGGGAAAUGGAUGGCUGAAGGCCCUGUGGUGAAGAGGGAGGGCCAGGACUGCCCUCAGGGCCCCAACAGCAGCAAUGCAGCCUGCAGGUCUGUUCUGGAGGAGCAGUUGCCCGAGGGGGAUGCAGCCGCUGAGCUGCAGGAUGCAUCUUCUGUGUCUGCAGUCCCUGCUGGCCAGACAGCGAGGGAAGGGGAGGAGACCCUCGGAAGAAGUGCAAGUACCUCUACUCCCAAGGCUGCUAGAAAUGGAGAUCCUGCUGCGCUCCAAGGGGAUAAGUGUCCUCCAGGCCUCGAAAAGUUGCUCUUCCAGGACUCUGACAGCAAAAUGACUACAGCGAAAUCCAAGGCGCGCCGUUGCUCUGGACGCCAUGGUGGUGCCCCACGCAAGAGCCGUAGGGCCUCCUUGGCUGAAAAAUACUCACUGGCCAGCAAAAGAGAGAGCAUGAUCCGGAGGUCUAUCAGCAGGGCCAUCUCAAAGAAGGCAGCAGCCCGAGAAUUGUCCUCUGCCUCCAGCAGAAUGAGCCGUCAAAGCUCCUUGGAGAUUUUUGUGGAAGAAGAGGUGACCAGCAGCAUGAGACCUGGACUGGAACUGAAUCCCCCAAGUGAAAAGACUCCUGAAGAUGUCCUCAUUUCAAGCAAAAAUAUACAAGCUGCCAGCCCUCCUGCACAGCACUUAUCUCCUCCCAAGCUGCAGGCAGGGAACAGUGAAGGAAGCUGUGUAAAUCUAAACAGCAAAUGCCAGAAUGAGAACCAGGAGCAACGCCCCUGUGCCAAGUCCCAGGAGAAUCUCUCGUGCAUCUGGACGAGAAGCUAUAAAAAAGCGAUGGAUUCUGUAUGGAACAGGCAGCAGCCAGGGGGUCAUACCCUUUCCCCUUUGGAUGACAAGCACAAGAAUUCAGCAAACCAGGCUCUAUCUUCUUCCUCCCCAGCCAGCAAGGUUGUUAAACCAUUGAAAAACUUCCUGCAGGCUGUGCAGCGAAACCAGCUGCUCAUGAGCCCAGGGCCCACAGGACGUGGGGGGGUCAUAAAGAACUUCAUUAAACGCAGUACUCCUACCCGACCUGAUGUUAAGGAGAAGGAGCGACAGAGACUGGAGAGCCUAAGGAAGAAGCAGGAGGCUGAGGAACAGAGGAGAAAGAAAGUGGAGGAGGAAAAGAAACGGCGGCAAGCAGAAAUGAAGCAGUGACGUAUGAGGAAGGCACUGCAGGCUCGGGAGCGGGUGGAACAAAUGGAAGAAGAGAAGAAAAAACGGAUGGAGCAGAAGAUUUUACAGAGUGAUGAAAAGGUGCGCCUCUCGCAAGUGCGGGAAGAGAAAGUGGCAGAGGAACGGAGCAAGAAAAAACUGUCCAAGAAACAUGGAGAAGCUGAUGCACAGAAGCAGAAAGCACUGAAGGUGGAGGAAGAUGAAUUUGAGCAGCAAGAACCACUGCAGAAGAGGAGAGAGGAUGAAGUAAAAGAAAGAGGAAAGAGAGUCUUGGAACUGAAAAAUCUUAUGGAGCAUCAACAGGUGGAACAAGUGAAGGAGAGGGCUUACAAACAGCGUGGGAAAGAGAAAGACACCCAACCACGGCUGGACUUGGCAGCACUUACUGAGAAAAGCAUAAAGAAGGAAGAGAGCCCAAAAGUGUUGCACCAGCUGCCUGGGCAGGAGAAGAGAGACAAGCAACCAGAAUCCAUUGCCAUGGCUUCUAAUAUCUGGCUCAAAGCAGUAAAGAAGGAAGAUGGUCUGCAGGAGCCCCAGCAGCAGCUGAGAGAGGAGAGAAAAAUCAAGCAGCCAGAAGCACUGACUGCUGCCUCUGGCACAUGGCUCAGCAAAACUGUAAAGAAAUCUGUCUCCACAUCUUGCUUGGGACCCCUGAAGGGUGCAAAGGAGUCCAGAUCCCCAAAGGUAAAUGAAAAUAACUACGGGAUGGAUCUGAACACUGAUGACUCCACGGAUGAUGAGAACGAACCUCGGAAGCCUGUCCCUGCCUGGGCUGAUGGGUCUCAGCUCAAUCAAGCUAUUAUACACCAAUACUAUCAUCCAAUGGAUAUUGACCAAAUCUUUGGACAAAUUCCAAGCCCAAAGCUGGAAGAUAUUUUUGGCAAGAGCAAGCCUCGCUACUACAAGCGCACAAGCUCAGCAGUCUGGCAUUCCCCACCUGGGACCAAACCUACCCGCUGCUCAUCUUGCAACUUCAACAACUGA